Drepanopeziza brunnea f. sp. 'multigermtubi' MB_m1 is the source of this 1848-nucleotide messenger RNA. RefSeq lists its product as uncharacterized. The record is from RefSeq and is a predicted model, not a curated record. NCBI's taxonomy places the organism in Eukaryota, Fungi, Ascomycota, Leotiomycetes, Helotiales, Drepanopezizaceae.
AUGCGGAGGCUGAUAUCCACGUCGCUGCUGCUGGUGGCUAUUUCGAGUUUAGCACGGGCCGAUGUCCCUUUCUCACAUCAACAUAAACGAAGUGAACUAUCAGACUUGCUGUCGACGCUAGGUGGCGCCCCCAAGGCAGGUGCAGGCAGUAAUCCUGCUGGGCAAGGAGAAGUAGCUGGGCAAGGAAUCACAGUGACGGGCCCUGGAGGUAUAGCAGGAUCACAGAACCAAGGUUCUGGGGUCCAAGCAUUAGGAGUUGGAGGAGGAACUCAGGUCGGUGGUGGAGGUGCAGCAAAUCCUGCUGGAAAAGGAACUACAGCUGGACAAGGAAUCACAGUUUCGGGCACCGGAGGCACAGCAGGAUCACAGAACCAAGGGUCUGGAGCUCAAGCACUAGGAAUAGGAGGAGGGACCCAAAUCGGUGGCGAAGCUCCGGCAAAUCCUGCUGGAAAAGGGACUACAGCUGGAGAAGGAAUUUCGGUCACAGGCAAUGGAGGAAUGGCAGGAUCGCAGAAUCUAGGGUCUGGAACUCAAGCACAAGGAAACGGGGCGCUCCAAUCAGGUGGUCAAGGAGGUGGAACUGUGGCAGGAGGGAUUCCGGCUGGAGGAAAACCAGCAGGCUCGAACCAAGAAGGCGCAAAACCACCAAAAGCGGCAGCGCCAGAAACAAACACAGUAACAGCACUAGGUGCCAGUAACGGGACCUGCGAAGCGAUAAAGACAGUAACGGAGACAAUCACGGCACCGGCAGGAUUGGCAGCACAAGGCGCAGGGGUCACUCGAAUCAUCACUGUUACUGUGUCGGGGAACGUAGCAGCGGUGACCCCGGCCAUGGGACCAGGCGUAAUGCCUCCUCCAGGAGCAGUUGGAGGUGGCGGGAAGAUACCUGCUAUCGUAAAGACCAACGAUCCUGCUGCUGCCGCUCUGCCCAGCGGAGCAGCAGCUCCAGGAGCCAUGCCCCCUCCAGGAGGCAUGCCCCCACCAGGAGGUAUGCCCCCAGGAGGCAUGCCCCCACCAGGAGGCAUGCUCCCACCAGGAGGCAUGCCCCCUCCAGGAGCCAUGCCUCCGCCUGGAGCAGCGGUAGGAAUUGGUGGAAUGACGCCUGCCAUUGUCAAGACGAAUAAUCCUGCCAUCGCCAAUCAGCCCACCGCUCUAGCAGCGGCCCCCGCGCCUCCCGCAGCCCAAAUGCCUGCCGCCCCAGGGGCUCUCGCCGCUGGGACCGGAACCCUGCUCCCAGGUGGUGCAUGCGACUGCUCUUGUCUCUGCGCUGCUGGGUCCUUCCCGAAUGCAAUGGCUGCGAUGGGCCAGCCCCCUGCCGCUGCUGCAAUUAGCAGCUCAACUUUCUCUACCGCACGUAUCGUCCAAACAGGCGCUCCCGCCGCUCCAGCCGCUGCUCCAGCCGGCGCUCCAGCCGCUGCAAAUGCGCCCGCCAAUCCUCCAGCAGCAGGCACGCUGUCAAGCGCUGCGAUCGUCAAAACUGGAAUGCCAGGGAACCCAGUGCCCGCUCCAGCAGCUGCUGCGGCUCCACCACCGAUGCCUAUGCCCGCCGCGCCGGCUGCCAUCAAUUCCGCAACCCUGAAGCCAGCAGUCAUCGUGCAAACCGGGCCCGCACCCGCUGCCCAACUCCCGCCAGCACAGACUCCUCCUGGGCCGAAUGCUCCUGCUGCCGCGGCACCUCCAGCAGGAACUCCUCUCGCGCAAGCACCAGCACCAGGCCUCGCUCCUCAAGCGCCAGCCGCCGCAGCCCCGCAGAGCAACAUCGAACUCUCCGUGUCCAGGGCCGCAGGAGUGUCCGCGCAAGCGAUGAAACCAACCGACGCGGCGGCGCUGAACCCUGAAGCUGCGUAA